AUGAUUAAACCCAAGGCAACAAGAGCAGAAUCCCGGCCAUGAGUUCCUCCUCCUUUCAAAAAUCUGAAUCCACGACCUCCUUACUGAAAUCAUCGGCGAGGAGGGCGACACACCUCCCCGACCACACGACAGAGAGCCGCCGAAGUCAUCACCACCAUCACCACCGACCCGCCGCCCACCGUAAAAGUGGCGCCGCGGAGGAGUCGCUCUGGUCGGCCGACCGCGACGUGAGCCUGCGGAGACCCCUGUGCCACCCCUCUCUCCUGCUUAGUAACCGCGACGUCGCAUCGAUCCGGGGCAAGAGCGGCUCCCACGCCGCCAACGACCGCGUUUCCGCUUCCCACCUCCACCUCCAUCUCCGGGACCUCCCGUCCGAUCAAAACGGUUGCGAGUCGGACCGCGGUGUGAGGGAGCGCUGCAAGCCGUCCAAAAGCGCACACCGACACCACCGCAGAAAGCCGAACCGGGACCGGGACCCAGCACCAGCCCCUGAGCAUCACCGCUGUCCCGCACACGUCCCCAGAAUCGCGUCUCUGUCGGACAGCAACGACGACACGGCACCUUUCUCGGAGCCGACGGCCCAUAAGCGGUCCAGUUUGGCCAGCAGCGGCGACCACGUCGCCACUCCGUCCCCGUCCUCUUGCUCGCUGCCGCCCCUCUCCAGGAAAUCCUCUCGGCGCUCUCGGAGGUCCAGCGCUGCGUCCUUUGCCUCCGACCUGAACUUGCGUACCAUUCUCAAUUCCCUCUUUGGGCAGGACAGAGAGCUGAGGCCAGAGGAAAUGGAUGAGUUGCGGGAUGCUUUCAAAGAGUUUGACAAGGACAAAGACGGUUUCAUUAGCUGUAAAGACCUGGGCAACUGUAUGAGAACCAUGGGAUAUAUGCCAACUGAAAUGGAGCUGAUAGAACUGAGCCAGCAAGUCAACAUGAACUUGGGAGGACAUGUCGAUUUUGAGGAUUUUGUGGAGUUGAUGGGUCCAAAACUACUCGCUGAAACUGCAGACAUGAUUGGUAUAAAGGAAUUAAAGGAUGCCUUCAAACAGUUUGAUACUAAUGGGGAUGGAGCGAUAAGUAUAUUGGAGCUCAGAGAGGCCAUGAGGAAAUUGUUGGGACAGCAGGUGGCUAACAAGGACUUAGAAGAUAUCCUGAGGGAUGUCGACUUGAAUGGAGACGGGCUUGUUGACUUUGAAGAGUUUGUGCGAAUGAUGUCUCGAUAAGCAGCAAAAUGACUGAUCACAAAAUGAUACGCACUGAAUGUGAACCUCGACUCCUCUCUAUCCUCAUCAAAUGGGAACAGCAGAGGACACGCUAAGAACUCUGAGCCAUCCAAACCUGAAUGAUACUGGAAAUAAAAUUCCUUGAACUCUUUGGAGGAAGGGAUCACCUCACACUCUCAAUCAAAGUGUUCUUCCUGAAUUGGUCCCCAGUUCAACUGAGGCAGAAUUUGCUGUAGCCUAGGAGAAGAUUGUCCAACUUGUGUUUUUUUGCACUUUAAUUUUCACUUACUAUAUAACUAACUGUAUGGGUAGGCUGCUGUUGUUUUGUCCCCUGAGUCUAUAUGGCAUCCUUACAUGUAUCACAGAAUGGUCCCAUACUUUCGUACAAAGUAAAAUCCUGAUGAGUGUGUUGAUGUUAAGAUGUAGAGGAGUGUUUAAGUCAUUUUUCACUUGUGACGUACAAAUUUGUACCAACCCGUUUGUUUUGGUGCAAACAACAUUUUUUAUUGGGAUGUAAUAUAUGUUUCCUCAGCACUCCACAAGGAGCCCAAGUCGCAAUAUCACAUCUGUAUUGUAGCUAUUGUCUGUGAUUUGUCAAGUGACUGGAUGAGCAUAGUGCCGUGCUUAUCCAGUCCAAUGAAUGUAUUGAUGACUGAUGCCUCGGCUAAGUGGAUCUCUAAUCUGUUAAGGAAAAUACCGUUCACAUAUGCUGUCUCGAUGUUAUUCAGAGAUCCAUCACUACUGACAAACAGUUUUUAACUUUCUCUCUAACUUUGAAUUCAGAGGGUGAAAGUGGUUAUUGGCACCAGCCUGUUAGUUUACUCAUUACAUCUCUCCAGGAAAGUCGCCUUGACACACCGAAAGGCUCUGCUCCAGAUCCGAGGAAUGGCACUUGUGAAUUCCACUGAGGGUAGCUUUGAUAAUGCUGUACCGGUUCUGCACAUGUCAAUAUGUUUGUUGUUGCAAUACGAUAUGUCAAUAUGGUUGUUGUCAUGAUAAGAUGUCAAUAUGGUUGUUGAUGCGGUAAGGUUCCACGAAUCUGUGUUGUCCAAGCAGUUUUAGUGCAUGCCAAAGAAAGAAAUUUAUAAAUUAUAGUAAUAGACAAACACAUGCACAUUUGCAUUUGUCUUAUUAAAUGACCAACAAAUGUUGCCAAGUUGAUUGUAGAAUAAAACAAAAAAACAUGUUUACAACGGAUUGUUGUUUUUUGCUUUUUGCUUUUUGGUUUUUUAUUUGUUUUUUUUUGGUGUCUGGAAUUGUUAACAAAGAAAAACAUACACAAUAAAAAGAAAACGUUAGUGUGAUGACUA
Molecule: messenger RNA, 2524 nt
Organism: Lampris incognitus (smalleye Pacific opah)
Lineage: Eukaryota; Metazoa; Chordata; Actinopteri; Lampriformes; Lampridae
Gene: cabp1a
Product: calcium binding protein 1a
Exons: 7
Coding region: 39-1214 (391 amino acids)
Molecular function (GO): calcium ion binding
Source: RefSeq, a predicted model, not a curated record